Molecule: messenger RNA, 1860 nt
Organism: Drosophila pseudoobscura
Lineage: Eukaryota; Metazoa; Arthropoda; Insecta; Diptera; Drosophilidae
Gene: scro
Product: scarecrow
Exons: 7
Coding region: 357-1760 (467 amino acids)
Biological process (GO): regulation of transcription by RNA polymerase II; cell differentiation
Cellular component (GO): nucleus
Molecular function (GO): DNA-binding transcription factor activity, RNA polymerase II-specific; RNA polymerase II cis-regulatory region sequence-specific DNA binding
Source: RefSeq, a predicted model, not a curated record
AAGCCAUCUGAGGAGUACUCGUCAGUACUGUUCAGACCUCUUAUUUCAUUUGACGGAAUCGUGUCGAGUGGAUAUUCAUAAUAAAUUCACUGACGUGGGCUUAUAUGUGUUGAAAUUUACAUACAUACUUAUAUUGUGCUGAAGAAACAAAAAUCAGGUGUAACAUAUUCUAAGUGAUUUGGCAGUAAACAUUUUAUCUUCAAAAUCAAGCUUAAAAUCACCAGCUAAAAUAGUUCAACAUCAAGUCUCUGUUUAUCACUUUAAUACAUUCUGAUAUAUACUCUGCUAUAUGUAUAUAUACAAAAUUGAAGUUAUAAAAUUACGUGGAUUUGCAAGCUGGUGAUAAAUAAGUUCGUAUGUCAGCCUCAAACCUUAUUGAUAUAUCAAUAAAUGAAAAAAAAUGCUAUAGAGAAAUAUCUAUUAAUGGAGAGCCAAAUUUAACUGCAUUAAAUGAAUCGGAUUUGGUUAUGAGUUUAUCUCCAAAAGACAUACUUAUACCUUUAGCCAUUUCCCAGCAUCACCAACUGGAGCCUCCUAACAAAUUAAAUACAAACGAAACAUCGGCACAGAACCCGAUUUCAACAGCAGCCGCUGUAGCGGUUGCACAUCACCAUCAGAAUAUCUCAAAUAUUCACCACCUCCAGAGCCUGCACAGUCAGCAUCAGAGUUCGUUAUUUAAUAAUAAUCACUCAACACCAUUUAGUGUCACCGAUAUUUUAAGUCCAAUAGAGGAAUCAUAUCGCAAACUGGAACUAAACGGAAAUCCCCCAUCUCCGUUUCGAUCCAAUUCAAGUGGUAGUAGCAUAAAUUCCCCCGGAACAUUAAGUGCUUCAACUAUGGCUAAUCCAUACGCUAUGGGAUCCUUAUAUCAUAGUCCGGGAGUGCAAAGCUAUUGCGGACCAACAGAUAAUUUAUCUCUAGCCGGCCACUACACAGACAUGAGAAGUUCUGCAUCAUGGUACGGUUCAACGGCCAAUGAUCCAAGAUUUGCAAUAUCCCGUCUAAUGAGUACGACAGCCAGUGGAUCAAUGAGUCACAUGGGAAAUAUGAGUGGAUUAGCAGCAUGCAGUGUUAGUGAUACCAAACCACUGCAGUUUCCUUUGGCGCAGAGGAGAAAACGAAGAGUCUUAUUUACUCAAGCUCAGGUCUAUGAACUUGAAAGAAGAUUCAAACAGCAGCGCUAUCUAUCUGCACCAGAACGAGAACACUUGGCCAGUCUUAUUCACUUAACACCAACACAGGUAAAAAUUUGGUUCCAGAACCACAGGUAUAAAUGUAAAAGGCAAGCGAAAGAAAAGGCAAUGGCGGAACAAAACCAACACAAUCAGUCAGCAAGUUCACCAAGACGGGUUGCGGUUCCAGUCUUAGUUAAGGAUGGAAAACCGUGUUCCGGAAGUAACAAUACAACUCAGUCACAAACACAUGGUAAUAGCUCGACACCUUCGGGCAAUAAUAGCAGUGCUAGUAAUAGCGGAAAUGCCAAUAGUGGAGCAGUAGCAGUAUCUUCCAAUGUAACGAGUGGCCUCAAUCUUAUAUCAGGAGAUGCACCUAAUUCACACUCACCUGAUACUUCUUCAUCUCUACUUGCAAGUUACGGAACUGUUGGAGGUUCCAAUGUUGCUAUGUUACAGCAGCCCUGCAAUAAUACUCUCAUGUCAAAUAGUUUAGCUAUGGCAUAUAGAAACCAAAAUAAUUUUAUUUCGAAUGGUCAUCAGCAGCAGUGUGGAGGAUAUUUGCCAUUACAAGGUAGAGCAUGGUAAAUCUUUAUACAUAAGUAUUCGAUUCUUUCGGUAGUGUAUUUCAUUCGGUUAUACUGUAUGUAUGUAUGUAUGAAAUAAUGAAAAAAUGUUUAGACAUGAA